This is a messenger RNA of Silurus meridionalis, 3199 nucleotides long. It is a transcript of the gene crk, whose product is annotated as v-crk avian sarcoma virus CT10 oncogene homolog. NCBI's taxonomy places the organism in Eukaryota, Metazoa, Chordata, Actinopteri, Siluriformes, Siluridae. Gene Ontology annotation, molecular function: protein binding. The transcript has 3 exons. Bases 326 to 1255 code for a protein of 309 amino acids. The record is from RefSeq and is a predicted model, not a curated record.
UUUCAAAUAUUUGAACUUCCUCGGUGAGAAGUUGCAGUGCAGGUCAGAGGGCCGUCAUUCCUCUGCUCCGACUGCGGGAACAUUAGGCGCACGGGUCGCUUGUGCACAUGUGCGCUGGGGCUGCGACUUUCAUUCCGGCCUGGUUGUGAGUAAAGGCGAAUGCUGCUGGCUGCUCGGGACGAGCUGAAUGGUGGAAAGGCGCUGAAGUUUUUUUGUGUGUAAGUGAGCGAGCGAGUUAGUGUGUGUAUGAACUGAGCUGAGCGCGUCUGGCGGAUCCGGACACACAGCAGGCCCGGGUGAAAGCCUCGGCUUUUGGGUGGCAGCCAUGGCCGGACACUUCGACGCGGAGGACCGGGGUAGCUGGUACUGGGGCAGACUUAGCCGACAAGAAGCCGUGUCCCUGCUCCAGGGACAGAGACAUGGUGUGUUUUUAGUGCGGGACUCCAUCACCAGCCCCGGAGACUAUGUGCUGUCUGUGUCCGAAAACUCGAAAGUCUCUCAUUAUAUCAUCAACAGCAUCAGCAACAGCCGGCAGUCCGCUCCGGGCCUAGCUACAUCUCGCUUUCGUAUUGGAGACCAGGAAUUUGACGCACUACCUGCCCUGCUGGAGUUUUAUAAGAUACACUACCUGGACACCACCACUUUGAUCGAGCCCAUCAACAAAGCCAAGUACUCUGGAAUUGGUGUUGCUAGCACAGGGCCAGGAGGGGUCCCUCAGAGGCUUGAAGAGGAAUUUGUCCGUGCGCUGUUCGACUUCCCUGGCAACGAUGAUGAGGACCUGCCCUUUCGAAAGGGUGACGUCCUGCGAGUUUUGGAAAAGCCUGAAGAGCAGUGGUGGAACGCGCAAAAUUCGGAAGGCCGCGUGGGUAUGAUUCCUGUACCGUAUGUGGAGAAAUUCCGACCAGCUUCUCCCACGUCAGGAACCAUGUGCGGUGGAGGAAUGGGCCCUGUUGGGAAUUCAGAUGGCCACAAUUCCCAAUCCACUCCUCUGCAUGGUGAGCCAGGCCCGUACGCCCAGCCCUCAUCUUUACCCAACCUGCAAAACGGGCCUGUGUUGGCCAGAGCGGUUCAGAAAAGAGUUCCCAAUGCCUAUGAUAAGACAGCUUUGGCUUUAGAGGUCGGCGACUUGGUAGCAGUGACGAAGAUCAACGUGAAUGGGCAAUGGGAGGGCGAGUGCAGGGGAAAGAGAGGCCAUUUUCCCUUCACGCAUGUGCGCUUACUGGAUCAGCACAACCCUGAUGACGAUCCGAGCUGAGAUUAGAGACUGGUGUUCCUAUACAGCCCUUAAAUGCACACACCCUCUCCUCUCACACCUCAUAACUGACAUGCCCAGCAGUAGCCUCUUCUACUAGAUCAUUUUCCUGUAUGUUCAUUCAUUCUGUGCCAUCAUGUCAUUCAUGCCAAUAGAUACAGCCAUUUACUGACUACAUCUUAUGCAACGAUUGAAGUUAAUCGUUCACUAGACACUAAACACCAUGGACAUUACUAUAGUUUACCAUACAUGGAAUGUCGGUGUGAAUAUUGCCUAUUUAAAAAGGGGGGGGGGACACAUAUGUCUGCUUGGACUCGAUAUUUAAGCAGUUUUGGUGUUGCUAUAAGGGACUGUUGCUCUGCGUUUGAGUAGCAUACACUACUCGUACUGAUUUGCUAAAAGCCGGCUGCAUUGAAGGGGAUUUUUUUUGGAGCCUUCAUCACACUACAAUUAAUCUACCAUGUGAUUAUGUACAAGUCUGAGAGAAAAAUGCUGAUCAUUCACAUAUUGUUUACUAUUACAUGCUUAAUUUGUAUUACUUUUAAGCAUUCUUUUGUGCACACAAGUAUUUUUGUGUUUUGUAUUUAGUUAAACUGUCCCUUUCUUAUCGAUCACUACAGGGGAGGGUAUCUGGACCUUGGACACUUUAUUUAGAAGUUACAAAUCAGUUUGGCUUAGGGGAAAAAGCACAAGGUCAUGUGAUUGAACUUGUGUGUCUGUUAAAAGAAGUAGUACUCGUAUAAAACAGUUUUUCCGCUACCCCGCUAAAACGUCAUACGAAGAUGCAACCAAUUUUAUCACUGAUAUACACAGAGUUUGUAUGUGUCACUGUGUGUAAAAUGUAAAUGCCUCAAACACUACUCUCUAGAAGUGUAUAGGACACUACAGUAGCCUUUAUCUAUGAUUGUUUUAUGUAUCUGUAAGCCAGCUGAGUGUCCGUUUAACCGUACAGCAGUAUUUGCAAUCACACAUCACUGCUUCAUAGUGCCAAUGUUAUCACUUAUUAUAUAUAACAAUAAUAGUUCGUUUAACCAGCUGUUUGCCUUUUUUUGCAGAAGCUCAGAAUUACUAAAGCAAAUUAUCUUUAAUAUAGCUUCAUAAACCAUGGAUAAAAGUGUACAAGAAUUGUAAUGAGCCCUCUUGAAUUUUUAAACAAUGUAUUACACUUACUGUAACUGCUUAUCACUUUAAAAAAUUAUCUAAUGAGCAAAUGAGUACUGAUUUUAAGGUCAUUAGAAAAAAACACUAUGGGUAUGAUUAUUGUUAGCGAUUCUUUGAAUGAUCUGCAAUAUGUUUAAUCGUUUGAACAGGGACAAUCACCUGAUAAAUUUCUCCCUCUGUUAUAUCUAAAAUGUGAAUUUUGGGAAUGAAGAAAUAAGUCAAAUGUAUACAUGUCACAUUAAUGAAGGAUUGUUUGAGCUUUAGUGUGAAAUGCAAGUAAGACAAGUAUUCAGCAAUGGAGCAUCAAAUAGUAUUUUAAUCUCACAAGGUCCUGUUGCUAAAGUUCUCUGGUGAAAUUGAAUUCUGCACAUUUAAGUCAUAAAAUAUCAGGUGUUCACAUCCAAGAGAAACUUAAACCAAACCCAGUUUUGCAGGCUGUUUGGUAGUUUUCUCGUACACACUACAAGAGAUGACCUUCCAACGAUUUUAUUAUUUCUGUCAUAAACUAUAUAAUAUGAAGUUCAGACUUAUAAUUCUUUAUGCACCUAAAAGAAGCGUGCUAUAUCCAAGUUGGUUAAGAAUUGCCCCAGAUGUUUUUGUACUUAAAAGUAUUAUUUUUAUUGCCUUUAGGUGAAUUGACUUAUUUACUUGUGACUUUAAUCUAUGUUCAUCUAAGUCCUUCAUAAAAACAUCUAAAUGUGUUUUUUUUUGUUUUGUUUUUUGAGAUCAGCCUGUUCCUGUACAUGAAAUGAAGAUAACCCCCAAUAGUAAACUAUUUAAACCCCA